AUGACAAGAAGUUCAAAGAUUAUUUCCACCCCCAUAGUGGGAUUAUUUCUAUUCUUCUGCUGCUGGACAAACAUGGAAAAAGCAGCCGCAGAAGAAGAAAAUUAUAUAAAAUACAAAGACCCAAAACAGCCUAUGAAUGCAAGGAUUAAAGACCUUAUGAAAAGAAUGACUUUAGCGGAAAAAAUUGGUCAAAUGGUUCAGUUGGACCGUGAGAAUAUGACAGCUGAGAUAGUGAGAGAUUACAAAAUUGGUAGCGUAAUAAGUGGUGCAGGAAGUGUGCCUCGUUUGAAAGCCAGUGCAUUGGAUUGGACUAACAUGGUCAAUUACUUCCAAAAUGGUUCACUUUCGUCAAGGCUUGGCAUACCGAUAAUGUAUGGAAUUGAUGCCGUUCAUGGCCAUCAUAAUGUCUACAAGGCCACCGUUUUCCCACAUAACAUUGGCCUUGGUGCCACAAGGGACAAGGAGCUUGUGAAGAAAAUUGGCAUUGCCACAGCACUUGAAAUUAGAGCUACUGGUAUUAAUUAUGCCUUUGCACCAUUGCUUGCGGUCUGUCGAGAUCCAAGAUGGGGAAAGUGUUAUGAGAGCUAUAGUGAAGAUCCUAAAAUUGUUACAGAAAUGACCGAUAUUAUAUACGGCUUACAAGGUGAUAUUCCAAAUAACGUACGAAAGGGUCUUCCCUUUACCGGUGGAAAGGAUAAGGUAGCAGCUUGUGCAAAACAAUUUGUGGGAGAUGGAGGCACAACAAAUGGCAUCAAUGAGAACAACACAGUGAUUGAUUGGCAUGGAUUGCUAAGCAUUCAUAUGCCUGCCUAUGACCAAUCCAUCAUUAAGGGUGUUUCUACAAUUAUGGUUUCCUACUCUAGCUUGAAUGGAACAAAGAUGCAUGCUAAUCGUGACCUUGUAACUGACUUUCUAAAGAAAACGCUCAAGUUCAGGGGUUUUGUCAUCUCUGAUUGGCUGGGUAUUGACAAGAUUACCUAUCCACCUCAUUCAAAUUACUCCUACUCAGUUUUUGCUAGUGUUCAAGCUGGCAUUGACAUGGUCAUGGUUCCGUAUAAUUAUACUGAAUUUAUUGAUACUCUGACUGACCAUGUUAACAACAAGCGUAUCCCUAUGAGUCGUAUUAAUGAUGCAGUUAAAAGAAUUUUGAAAGUCAAAUUCUCUAUGGGUCUAUUUGAGAACCCUUGGGCUGAUCAAACCUUUGUAAACAAGCUUGGAAGCCAGGCUCACAGAGAUUUAGCAAGAGAAGCAGUGAGGAAGUCACUUGUUCUAUUGAAAAAUGGGGAAAAUGCAGAUUCUCCUGUACUUCCUCUGCCCAAAAACACAUCCAAAAUACUGAUUGCUGGAACCCAUGCUAACAACUUAGGCUACCAAUGUGGUGGCUGGACAAUGACUUGGCAGGGACUUAGUGGCAAUAACCACACUGCUGGGACAACCAUCCUAAGUGCCAUUGCAGCAGCAAUAGACCCUAAUACGGAGAUUGUAUACAGCGAAAAUCCUGAUUCUGAAUUCGUCCAAUCGAAUAACUUCUCAUAUGCCAUUGUUGCGGUUGGGGAGCACCCUUAUGCAGAGACAUUUGGGGACAGUCCAAACUUGACCAUUGCUGAACCUGGUCCAAAUGUGAUCAACAAUGUAUGUGGUAGAGUCAAGUGCGUGGUGUUACUCGUCUCAGGUCGUCCUCUCGUCAUCGAGCCCCAUAUUCGGAGCAUUGAUGCUUUGGUUGCUGCAUGGUUACCUGGUACUGAAGGUCAUGGAAUUGCUGAUGUUCUGUUUGGCGACUAUGGUUUCACUGGGAGGCUCCCAAGAACUUGGUUCAAAACAGUUGACCAACUUCCAAUGAAUGUUGGGGAUCCACAUUAUGAUCCACUUUACCCGUUUGGUUAUGGGCUUACAACGAAUCCAAUUGAAUCCAGUUAA
Molecule: messenger RNA, 1917 nt
Organism: Ziziphus jujuba (common jujube)
Lineage: Eukaryota; Viridiplantae; Streptophyta; Magnoliopsida; Rosales; Rhamnaceae
Exons: 8
Coding region: 1-1917 (638 amino acids)
Biological process (GO): glucan catabolic process
Molecular function (GO): beta-glucosidase activity
Source: RefSeq, a predicted model, not a curated record